UUGCGUGCUGCAUAAGCCGCGCCGGGAGGGAGGCGGGCUGCGGCUUGCCGGCUCUGGGUUGGUGGUCUUCCAACCAGGAUUGCGUGGAGCGGAGCCCCCGGCUCCCGAAGGCCCAGGACGGCAUUGACAGGCCGACGGUAUGAGUUGCAGGAAAGCCGACAGCCAGCUGGUCCCUGCUCAGCCAACAGGUGAAGCGGAUGAGAACCAGGACCCCAGAAGGCCGCGCCUAACGAUCGAGGACUUUGAGAUCGGGCGUCCGCUGGGCAAGGGGAAAUUUGGCAGUGUGUACCUGGCUCGGCUCAAGAAGAACGGCUUCAUUGUGGCUCUGAAGGUGCUCUUCAAGUCACAGAUCGAGAAGGAAGGGCUGGAGCAUCAGCUGCGCCGGGAAAUUGAAAUCCAGGCCCAUCUACAACACCCCAAUAUCCUGCGCCUCUACAACUAUUUCCACGACGCUCGGAGGGUGUACCUGAUUCUGGAAUAUGCCCCGAGGGGCGAGCUCUACAAGGAGCUGAAACACAGAUGCAGAUUCGACGAGCAGCGCACAGCCACGAUAAUGGAGGAGCUGGCAGAUGCCCUGAUAUACUGCCACGAGAAGAAGGUGAUUCACAGGGAUAUUAAGCCAGAGAACCUGCUGCUGGGCCUCAGGGGUGAGGUAAAGAUCGCAGACUUUGGCUGGUCUGUGCACACGCCCUCUCUAAGGAGAAAGACAGUGUGUGGGACUCUGGACUACUUGCCCCCAGAGAUGAUCAAGGGGCGCAUGUACGACGAGAGAGUGGAUCUGUGGUGCAUCGGGGUGCUGUGCUAUGAGCUGCUGGUGGGCAGUCCUCCUUUUGAGAGCCCCACCCCCGCCGAGACCUACGAGCGCAUCCUCAAGGUGGACAUGCGUUUCCCCCCAUGCAUUCCUGCUGGGGCCCAGGACCUGAUCUCCAAGUUGCUCAGACAUAACCCCUUGGAGCGAAUGACCCCGGCCCAGAUUCUGAAGCACCCUUGGGUCCAGGCCCACUCCCGGAGGGUGUUGCCUCCCACAACUCAUAUGGUUUCUUGAGCCGGGUCGGCCCUGUUUCUUGGUUUGAACGGCUACCUGGCUCUGCUACAUCACCUGUCUUUUGUGUUUUAUGCUGUAAGAUAAUAAUUAAUAAAAGUGGACUCAUUUUGCACCA
Echinops telfairi (small Madagascar hedgehog) is the source of this 1160-nucleotide messenger RNA. RefSeq names its product aurora kinase C. Gene Ontology annotation, biological process: protein phosphorylation; regulation of cytokinesis; mitotic spindle organization. The transcript has 6 exons. Gene Ontology annotation, molecular function: protein kinase activity; ATP binding. The record is from RefSeq and is a predicted model, not a curated record. Bases 140 to 1045 code for a protein of 301 amino acids. Gene Ontology annotation, cellular component: spindle midzone; spindle pole centrosome; spindle microtubule. Lineage: Eukaryota; Metazoa; Chordata; Mammalia; Afrosoricida; Tenrecidae.